AUCGAGUCAAGGCCGUCUAAGUGAGACCACGGGUGUCGAGUGUUCCAAUUGUUCAGGAGCAACUGUCGCGAAAACGCAUUCCGGAUUUUUCAAAGCCGGGUUGAUUACGCAAGCACAGUCACCGGCAACGGAGUCUCUGGAAAUACGCGGGCGUGUUCCGCGUCACUCCAGCCCCGAAUGCUGAGGCAUUAUAGGUUUGCGUUCCCUGCGCAGAUCGAGCGCCGCUGUAUUCUUCAGCAGUUCACGUUGUUCCCUGCAUCCUGGUGUAUGUACACCGUGGGCCCGGCAUCCGCGCCAAGGUUCCAUGCCUGGCAAUUGCCGAGGUGCUAGGCGUGUGCCCUAGUCCUACCAUUAAUGAGCGGGAUAUCUCUUAACAUUGCCAGGCAUCUGAGACUCGGCAAACAAUGCACGUGUUUCCUGCGUCUUAACGAACAGAAAUGAGUCGUACUUCGUUACGUGUGACGCUUCCGUCGGCGGCACUACCGAUUGAAGAACGUUCUGUGGCGUUUCGACGAGGCGGGUGCGACCUCCAGUCGUACUGUAAAUUGCUUCCGGUGCAUGCGUUGAGUACAACGUGGCCAAAGGUACACAAGAUGUCAAUUGCCCGUUUCGUCUUUGUCUCUCGUUGGUCUGCCCGAAGUCACCAAGCCACACGGAGCUGAAUGUACCGUGAUAUCGUCUCCGCAUAGUCUGCCACCCUACUCGUCAUACGCCCCCGCCCCACCACGGAAUUCUGCGUAGAACCUCGUGUCAACGUAAGUAGAAAAAUGUGUCCAACCGUUUGUGAUCCCCAAGUGCUUCCGGCUCUCGAUUCAGGCCGAACACUGCAAUGCAUUUAUCACCCCGACCCCUGCUGUCGAGCUCGUCUUCCGAACGGUGUCCUCAUCCCAAAAUGAACAAAAGGGAACGCUGAAUCGCAAAGAAGAGCAGUCUUCUGGCGUUCGGCGAAAGGGUCGAACCGACGCCCUGGGUCCUUGCGGAAGUGGACGGGGAACUGGCAGCCGGCCCGGCCAAGACGCCAAACAGUUUUUUAACCCGUCUGAAAACGGUGAUCUUCGGUAAAAAAGUCUGCUUCACCUGUACACGUCACCAUCAACGGGAGUUUCAUUUCUGACACGUCCGGUGUUUCACCGGAAUAGAGCUUCGCCUGUCGCCGCGUUACCCUGCAAGCAUCGUCCCCGCUGCUUACCUACCUUUACUUCGCCAUCAUGAACGCUUUUCGCCUGCGUCACCUCGAGCAGGCUCUAGAACUGUACCACAAGCUCCCCGCUGCCACACCCUCUGCUUCCACGUCCCCGUUUCCAUCUCUGCCGCUCGACCUCUUUGUUCGACACUACUUUAAAUGUCACAAGUCGAUCAACAGCGCAGACAAGCUCUUCAUCACUAGCCAUCUGUACCAGAUCAUCAAGUGGAAAGGACUUCUGGACUUCCUCACUCCUCCCCCGGCUGCGUGGAGCAGCCGCAUCAGAACCUAUUUCAUUUCUGACAGAUGGAAGUUGCACUCGACCAACCAGCGGCUUCCUCCCCAUCUGCGCUGCUCCUUUCCCGAGCCUCUAUUCGCUCGGUUGGAGGCAGCUCUGGGGACGGUUAAGGCAAUCCAGGUCUGCAAUAUUCUGAAUGAGGACCCUCCGACCUUCCUUCGCGUCAACUCAAACAAAAUCACCCGCGAGAGACUCUACAAAUUUCUCGUUAACAAGGGCGUUCUGGUUGAAAAGUGCGCGAAUUCGCCCUUCGGUCUCGUCCUUCCUCAGAGGCAAAAGCUGGGAGAUUUGCCCGAAUUUAAAAGUGGCUUCUUCGAUAUUCAGGACGAAGCCUCUCAGCUGGUGGCGUUCAAGCUACAGGUUGAGCCGGGACAGAAGGUCCUGGACUACUGCGCCGGAAGUGGUGGCAAGACCCUUGCCUUUGGGCCGCUGUUGGGGAAUACGGGUCGACUGUAUUUACAUGACACGAGAGAGCAUAUGCUUCUGGAGGCCAAGAAGAGACUGAAACGAGCUGGCAUUCCCAACUAUCAACUUCUAUUCCCACACGCAACUCCUGAUCAUGUGUUCAAGAAAUUGAGGGGCCAAAUGGACUGGGUUCUGUGUGACGUACCCUGCACGGCAACGGGGACGCUCCGACGGAACCCUGAGCUGAAAUGGAAAUAUUCGGACGAUAAGCUUUUUGAUUUGGUUGCAUUGCAAAGGGAGAUCUUUGCUUCGGCCUUGAUCUACAUGAAGCCAAACAAAGGUAGAAUUCUUUACAGCACCAGCAGCAUACUCGACGAGGAAAACGUUCACCAGGUCAAAUUCUUCUGCCAGCAACACGGUCUCGUUCUGAGCGAGGCCCCUUUCCAUGCGCUGCCUCAGUCGAAGGGCAUGGAUGGUUUUUUCUGUGCAAUCCUGGAAAAACGCCGUUGUUGAUUGCAGCACCCAAGAGCAACCAUACACGAAGUGGCGUAGUACCCCCAGCUGGUCAAAGAUGUCCCGACUGUCUGCGGGCGAAUCUCACUGUAGAAGCCGAUUGAUCCGUGAUCUUUCUGUCUGUUGUCGUGUUAGUAAGUCUACUACGCACGUCAGUAUUGUCUGUUUUUCACAUGCUUGAUAUUCUACGUUCAAACUGUUCGCAGACAUCGUCCGGGACUUAAGCUUGUUUCUAAACUGAUAUAUUGAGAAGCAAUCUGUGUGUCUUCAGCGGACACGCUGGAUCCUGUGGAUUGACUCUACAUUCUGACUUUGUCCGGCCGCAUUGAUGCGGGAUACCGAGCGCCAAACAGGCAUGUGCCUGGAGCGACAGCCUCGGAACAAGACAGUUAAGAGGACUUUGUCCUCCGAUGAACUUUCAUACGUGAAAAGGAAACGGCCCCCACCUUCUUCCUUUUUCUCUUCGAGUUUAUUAUUUCCUGAGUAGCUGGUUAACUCAAAUUAUGACUUUUCAGUUCCUGCGGUAUGAGGCAGAAUGCAAGUGGCC
This is a messenger RNA of Toxoplasma gondii ME49, 2946 nucleotides long. Its product is annotated as ribosomal RNA small subunit methyltransferase B, putative. The coding region runs from base 1209 to 2399 and encodes 396 amino acids. The transcript is spliced from 7 exons. Gene Ontology annotation, cellular component: nucleolus. NCBI's taxonomy places the organism in Eukaryota, Apicomplexa, Conoidasida, Eucoccidiorida, Sarcocystidae. Gene Ontology annotation, biological process: rRNA base methylation; maturation of LSU-rRNA. The record is from RefSeq and is a predicted model, not a curated record. Gene Ontology annotation, molecular function: rRNA (cytosine-C5-)-methyltransferase activity.